Molecule: messenger RNA, 1721 nt
Organism: Cicer arietinum (chickpea)
Lineage: Eukaryota; Viridiplantae; Streptophyta; Magnoliopsida; Fabales; Fabaceae
Gene: UGT88E11
Product: UDP-glycosyltransferase 1
Molecular function (GO): UDP-glucosyltransferase activity
Source: RefSeq, a predicted model, not a curated record
AAGAAACAUUUCUCCAAGAAGAGUUACGUAUAGCUAGCCUUGUAAGUAAAGCUCUAAACUUCAUUAAUUCAUUUCCUUCCAAUUUUCAUCAAAAUGAAGGAUACUUUAGUUCUAUACCCAGCUCUUGGAAAAGGACACCUUAACUCUAUGGUUGAAUUAGGCAAACUCAUAUUAACACAUAAUCCUUCACUUUCCAUCACUAUUCUCAUCCUUUCACCACCAAAUACCAAACCACAAUCUUUGCAAGAUAUUCAAACACUUGUCAAAGCUUUUGCUUGUGAAUCUUUUCCUUCUAUUACUUUCCAUCACAUUCCUUCCAUUUCAUUUUCCUUCACACUUCCACCUCACAUACUCCCCGUUGAACUAUCUCGUCGUAGCAACCACCAUGUUGCCCAUAUUCUACAAUCUAUUUCAAAAUGUUCAAACCUCAAAGGUGUUAUCUUGGAUUUCAUGAACUAUAGCACAAACCAAAUCACUUCAACACUUGACAUACCUACUUAUUUUUACUACACUUCAGGAGCUUCUUCUCUUGCUGUAUGUCUUCAACUUCCAACCAUUCAUCAAAACACCACAAAAUCCCUUAAAGACUUUCACAUGCAUCCUAAGAUCCCUGGGUUACCUAUGAUUUCUAUAGAGGAUAUGCCUGAGGAAGUUAAGGAUCGUGAGAAUAAAGGUUACAAGGUUUUCUUGGAUAUUGCAAGAAGCAUGAAGGAAAGUGAUGGAGUUAUCAUAAACACUUUUGAUGCCAUUGAAGAAAGAGUAUUAAAAGCUUUAAAAGGUGGGUUGUGUCUUCCCGAAGGAACAACACCUCCCUUAUUUUGUAUUGGACCAAUGAUUUCACCUCUUUGUAAGGUGGAAGAUGAAAGAGGGAGUGUGUGUUUGAGUUGGCUUGACUCACAACCUAGUCAAAGCGUCGUGCUAUUGAGUUUCGGAAGCAUGGGAAGAUUUUCUCAGACUCAGUUGCAUGAGAUAGCUUUUGGAUUGGAGAAAAGUGAACAAAGAUUCUUGUGGAUUGUUAGGAGCGAGUUGGACUUAGAAGAGUUGAGUUUGAAAGAGUUAUUGCCUGAAGGAUUUUUGGAGAGGACAAAGGAGAAUGGUUUAGUGGUUAGAAAUUGGGCCCCACAGAGAGCAAUAUUGAGUCAUGACUCGGUGGGUGGGUUUGUGACACAUUGUGGAUGGAACUCAGUAUUGGAAGCUAUUUGUGAAGGAGUGCCUAUGAUAGCGUGGCCUUUGUAUGCUGAACAAAAUUUAAACAAAGUGUUUUUGGUUGAUGAAAUGAAGAUGGCUAUAAAAGUAAAUAAAUCGCAAGAUGGACGUGUGAGUGGGAUUGAGUUAGGGGAGCGAGUAAAGGAGUUGAUGGAAUCUGACAGUGGAAAAGAGAUUCGAGAAAGGAUUUUGAAAAUGAAAAUAAGUGCUAAGGAAGCUAGAGUAGGUAGUGGAUCUUCUCUUGUUGAUAUGAAAAGGUUGGGAGAUUCUUGGAGGGAGCAUGCUUCUUGGGAUAGUUCAUCACCAAAUUCCCCCUUGGCUUGUUGAAAGUGAGAAGUGAGAACUAUAUCAUUUAUAAAGUAUCUUUGUACCAAUAAAAACUUUGUGAUAUAAGUGAAUGUUUUCAAACAAGUUUGCAUUUUCAUGGUAGUUAGGGGACAAUUGCCUUAUUGAUAGUUAGGGUAUUUUUCAUAUUCUUUCCUUUGGAGUGUUUUUAUAUAUGAUUGUAUUUUGAA